Messenger RNA from Antechinus flavipes (yellow-footed antechinus), 2478 nucleotides. It is a transcript of the gene SPAM1, whose product is annotated as sperm adhesion molecule 1. Lineage: Eukaryota; Metazoa; Chordata; Mammalia; Dasyuromorphia; Dasyuridae. The record is from RefSeq and is a predicted model, not a curated record. Gene Ontology annotation, molecular function: hyalurononglucosaminidase activity. Gene Ontology annotation, cellular component: acrosomal vesicle. Gene Ontology annotation, biological process: carbohydrate metabolic process; hyaluronan catabolic process; fusion of sperm to egg plasma membrane involved in single fertilization.
GAUAACCCAAAGGGGAUAGAAGCACAGUGAAUUUGGUGGUGAUUCUGCAAUGGGAAUACAAAAUAUCAUCCAGAUUUUUAUUGGGAGUUAUGUGAUCUGCAGCAGAACAUACUACUUAGUGAUUACCAUCCUUUUGCUUCCUUACUGUCCAGUUUUGACUUUCCGAGCACCCCCUGUCGUCCCAAAUCUUCCCUUUAUUAUGGGUUGGAAUGCUCCCACUGAAAUCUGUACUGAGAAGUUUAAGUUACCACUAGAUCUGAGCCUCUUUUCCUUUGUUGGAAGCACUCUAAAGAAAGCUACAAAUCAGAAUAUCACUAUGUUUUACACGGAUAGGCUAGGUUACUAUCCUUAUAUAAAUGAAAAAACAGGUAAAAUUUAUAAUGCGGGGAUCCCUCAAUUAGUUUCUUUAGAAAAGCAUUUAGUCAAAGCAAAGCAAGACAUUUUCUACUAUCCAGAAGAUAAAUUUGGUUUGGCGGUUAUUGACUGGGAAGAGUGGAGGCCUAAUUGGGUAAGAAACUGGAAACCGAAAAAUAUUUACCAAGAACAGUCUGUUGAGCUGGCUUAUCAACAAAAUAUCAACUUAAAUCGCACUGAGGCCUGGAAAGUUUCCAAAAAAGAUUUUGAAAGGGCAGCAAAGAUUUUUAUGCAAGAAACUUUAAAAUUGGGGAAAUUCCUGCGGCCAAAUCACUUAUGGGGCUAUUACCUUUUUCCUGAUUGUCAUAACUAUAACUACAAAAACUCCAAAUACAAUGGAAGUUGCUAUGAUAUUGAAAUAAAAAGAAACAAUGAGCUCAAUUGGUUGUGGAAAGAGAGCACUGCACUUUUCCCAUCUAUCUAUUUAUCCAAGAAGCUAAAGUAUACUCAGAAGACUCAUUUCUUUGUACGCAGUCGUAUUAAGGAAGCCAUUCGAGUUUCUGAAGUAGUCAGUUUCAAUAAACCUCUUCCAAUUUUUGUAUAUUUACGUCCAGUUUUUACCGAUGCACCAUCUCAAUAUCUUUCAGAGGCUGAUCUUGUAAAUACCAUUGGAGAAUCUGUUGCCCUGGGUGUCUCUGGAAUAGUAAUGUGGGGGAGCCUCAAUUUUACACAAAGCAAGAAAACAUGCACUGUCUUAGACGAUUACAUAAGGACUACACUGAACCCUUACAUUAUCAAUGUCACUCUUGCAGCCAAAAUGUGUAGCCAAGUCCUUUGCCAAGAGAAAGGAGUUUGCAUUAGAAAACACUGGAAUUCUACUGAUUAUCUUCAUCUGAAUCCAAAGAGAUUCAGCAUUCAAAAUAGGAAAGACAAAAAAUAUAUCAUUUAUGGAAAGCCCAAACUUCAGGAUCUACAAGAAUUUUCAGAGAAAUUUCAAUGCAACUGCUAUGCAGGCUCCAAAUGUAAAACAGAAAAAGCUGUAGAAAAUGUUCAAGAUAUCAAGGUGUGCAUUGCAGAAGAUAUUUGUAUUGAAGCCUAUUUAGAUUCAAACCUGAUUGAUAAUAAAUUCAGGUCCCCAAUCCGGAGACAACAAGUUAAUCUUACCUUUCAGAACUUUCUUCCCCUGAACUGUCUUGACAUAGAAGAUCAGCAGAUUUCUACCCCAGCCAGUAAUGGCACAGGCAAUGGUGAUAGUUCAUACAAUGACAAUAAUAAUACAGAGACUACUAUUAACAAAUAUACUUUUAGAAUGAACUGUUCACUUAAACGCACCCAUGAAGACACUGAAAAUGGUAUGUCUGAUGUUUCAUAUCAACAGAUACCUGAUUUAUAUAAACUAAAACCUGAAAACAAUUUAAUAGAUACAAUGAUUUAUUCGAAAUCUAAUUCAGUGUUCAUGAACUUUUGCACUUACGUGCUUUUAUAUUUUCCUACCUGUGGAAUUGUUUUGUCAAUUUUUCUUUUUACAGGCAUGUAAUGCAUGCCAACAGUUUUCUUGAAAUGUGAAUCAAUCUUUGUAAUAGCAUUAUCACAACCAAAAUCACACAUAUAUUUUUAAAUAUAGAAAGUGACUUUAAAAUGAAUGCUUUUUUGUAGACUUGAUUAUGCCUGAAGCAAAAGUCUUAUCUAUCAACAAAUUAGGACCUAAAAUAUUAUAUUUUAUCUGAAUAUUUGGUCUAAUUAUAGUAAAUUAAAUUUUUUUUACAGAGAAAAUAUUCUUGAAUUUCAAGGUUGAUUUUUUCCUAAUACAGCUUUAUAUUGCCAAUCUUGUAAAGAGAGCUAAUUUAAAAAAUAUUAUUGCUAUACUCCAAUAAGGACUUUUAGAAUAUAAGUCUAUAGAAUAUAAGUCUAUGACCCAGAAAUGAGAAGAAUCUUGUUCCUAAUUAAGAUAGAGCAAGAAGUUGGUAACUCAUGAGUGCCGAGUAAGUGCCAAUAGCUUUUGGUACCUUCCUUUUUUUUUUUUUUUUCUGUAUGAAAAUGAAUAUGUGAAUAAAACUAAGUUACUUCCCAUUGUUGUCUUUUAACAAAAUUAUAAUUUGUAAUAAAAUUUUUUUAAAGGAAAAA